Messenger RNA from Arachis duranensis, 659 nucleotides. RefSeq lists its product as uncharacterized. Bases 1 to 648 code for a protein of 215 amino acids. The record is from RefSeq and is a predicted model, not a curated record. The transcript has 4 exons. Lineage: Eukaryota; Viridiplantae; Streptophyta; Magnoliopsida; Fabales; Fabaceae.
AUGGCCGUGGUUGCGGUGGUUGCUAUUUUGGUGGUGGAUGAUGGUAUGGUUUUGGUGGUGGUCGCAGCCACUGCAAGGGAUGUCGUCUUCGUCGCGCUGAUGCUGUGGCACAAUAAUAACUAUUCAAUUUGCUUUCUUCGACAUUUUGAAUUGAAUGAAACAGUUCAAAUUGGGUGCCAAAGAGGUAUCAGCAGGUGGAAUCCAUUUGAAGCAUGUAGGCCUAAAAUUGAUGAAGCAGUGGUUGCAGAGGUUGCUAUUUUGGUGGUGGAUGAUGGUAUGAUUUUGGUGGUGGUCGCAAUCACUGCAAGGGAUGUCGUCUUCGUUGCUGAUGCUGUGGUGAUGGAUACAGAGGACAAAGCGGCGGGAGAAUCCAGGUCGGUAAAUGAAGUUCUCUAUGGCCGAGAUAUGGGAUUCCAACACUCUACCAUUGAAAGGAAGAUCUUGAAACUGAUAUUAAAAAGGUAUUUUAUGGCUGAAAUUGAGGGACCUGAGCAAAAAUCUGAUUCAGAGACUGAAAAGGACUGCAGAUGCUGUUGGAUUCUGACCUCCCUGCACUCGAAGCGGAUUUUCUGGAGCUACAGAAGCCCAAUUGGCGCGCUCUCAACGGCGUUGGAAAGUAGACAUCCUGGGCUUUCCAGCAAUAUAUGAUAGUCCAUACU